Macrosteles quadrilineatus (aster leafhopper) is the source of this 4659-nucleotide messenger RNA. RefSeq names its product lysocardiolipin acyltransferase 1-like. The record is from RefSeq and is a predicted model, not a curated record. Gene Ontology annotation, cellular component: endomembrane system. Lineage: Eukaryota; Metazoa; Arthropoda; Insecta; Hemiptera; Cicadellidae. The transcript is spliced from 8 exons. Gene Ontology annotation, molecular function: acyltransferase activity. The coding region runs from base 128 to 1240 and encodes 370 amino acids.
GAAUGGGUUAUCUUGGGCUAAACAGGGAUAUAUCCAAGUUCAACAAUGAAGGAAUAAUUCACACUAGAAGUGUUAAAAGACUGAAACUCAGAAAAGAUAUUGUUCCUGACUGAUACCAACGGAAGGCAUGCAAGGAUGCUGGAUCCGGGGACUGAUCUAUUGUAUUCUCUGGUACUUGAGCAUCUUCAGCGGGUUCCUGCUGUUGUGCUGUCCUCUGCUGCCCCUCCUCUUCCUCAAUCACAAGCUGUAUCGUCGUUGCAUCGAUGUCAUCUUCGCUGUCUGGGAAAUGUAUCCUGUCGUACUGAUGGAAGUUUUGUUCGGCACCAAGAUCAUUGUGACAGGAGACAGAGUGAGGACUAGUGAGUGCAGCCUGCUGGUUAUGAACCAUCGCACAAGACUCGACUGGAACUUCCUAUGGGCUGCCAUGUUCUACGCUGCGGAGCCACAGACUCACCGCACCAAGUUUGUACUCAAGGCACCAAUCAGACACGCUCCUGGCCCAGGAUGGGUAAUGCAGAUGGCCGGCUUCCUGUACAUCCACCGUCAGUGGGAGAGGGACCAGAAGUUGCUGGCCAAUGUUUUGGACUACCUCAGUGAAAUAAAAUACACAUAUCAAGUUUUAAUAUUUCCUGAAGGAACAGACUUCAAUGAAAGAAGCUUAAAACGCAGCAAUGACUUUGCAGACACUCAUCACCUUGAACACUACACGAAGGUGCUGCAUCCUAAAACAACGGGGUUUGUGUUCCUGGCUAACAAAAUGAGAGAGAACAGGCAGCUAGAUGCAGUGUAUGACUUCAGUGUUGGUUACCCUGGCUCCCUUCCACAGUCCGAGAUGGACGUUUUGAGAGGCAUUUUCCCAGAAGAGGUUCACUUCCAUAUAAAAAGGUACCCCACCAGUGAGAUACCAACCAGUGAUGCAGGACUGAAGGAGUGGGUCAAUGACCUCUGGCAACAGAAGGAGCAGAUGCUAGUGGACUUCUACUUCCACCGCAGCUUCACCCCUCACGCCACUUCCACCACAUCCCCUCCACCUACCCCUACCAACGCACUUCUCCUCGCAUUGCUGUUCUGGACUGGUCUCAUUCUCAUCACUGUCUACGGGUUGUUUACGUCUCUUUACCUUCAGCUGUGGACUUUCAUCCAUUGUUGUCUGUUCCUCGUUCUCUCCUUCACCAGCGAAGGCAUCCACCAACUGGAGGCGUCUUGGUAUAAAAAUCCCCCCACUCACGAAAAAGAUUGAUGAUGCAUUAAUUAGCUUAUAGUUACAUGUCAGCCAGUUAGAUGGUGUGAUACUCAAGGUUUACAGGCAUGGUAGAGUAUUACAAUCUCAACCAACUUUAAUGUUUAUGUUAUUUUUGCUGGAAUUCUCGGUCUUCCGAUGAGAACCUCAUCAAGUCGGUAUUUACACUUUGUACAAAACCAAACGUUUCGCUCAUGCUAAGACGAGGCAUCCUCAGUGGCAAAGCUGAGACCAGUCUCAUAGCGUUGACUGAAAAAUGCAAGGUUAAAAAUCCUCUUCAAAAGUAAAUUAAAAUCAACCUUAUCCAUCCAUCAAUCUAUACUUUUGAUGGAAUAUAAAGGAUGACCGAAUAAAACCGGACAGCAUUACUUAUUUCUUAAAUUCGUCCACUACACGUCCCAGCGUUUCACAGCUACCAUUAUUCGUCAACACUUCUUGAUUAAUUGCGUUCUUAAGAUCCAUCAGGGUUCGGGGUCUAUGAGUGUGGACACAAAAAUUUGAGAAUACCACUAAGAAAAAAUUCAUACGCUCAAUUCUGGUGAUUUUGGGGCCCCAGGAUAUUUGGACACGGGAAGUAACCCAUUCUAGAAACACAAUACACACCACAGCCAUUUAAUCCUGAGCAGUGUGAAUCAUGAAUGAAUGAAUCUUGUUGAUAAUAAACAUAGGUUGUUUAUAAAACGUUGCUGUCUCACCAGUGAACUCAAAAAGUGCUAGAGCAUAUCAACACUUAAGAAAGAAAGCUUGCCAAAACGUUUCAACAUCUACAGAAUCAUAACAGUUACUUUUCGGCUAACCUGCUUUCUUUUGCGGAUAGAUCCUGUUUUCCUCUAAUUGUUAAUCCAUCUGACAAUUAUGUUUUGGCUAGAAACUAUAUGAUGGAGUCUAAGAUGAAAGGGAACUAAAUAAAUGUUGUUGUACUGCCGUUACAGGCUUGCUAUUUUGCUACUUUGUUUACAUAUUAUGCUCGGCAUAAAGAAAACAUUAGGGUCUUUACCAUGCAAUGUUCCAUGACUGAGGAAAAUUGAAUAAUAUACAACAAUGAACAAUGAAUGACACCCCUUCCCCUCACAACAGUAACUGUCGGUCAUCCUUUAAGAUAUCUGAUUUUGAUAUUGAAAAGUAUUUUUGGAGAUGUCUCCAAUCUCUGUUAACAUCAAGUUGGGUUUUGUUUGACACUCCUGUCCUGUAUAUACGAUAGUUUCAUUUAAGCUAAAACCUGUUAUAUCAAUUUUUAAUGUUUAUUUAAUAGGUUUUCAUGUGAUUACCUGUGUGAAAAUUACAAACUAUAUAUAUAUUUGUACAAAAGCUGUGUUUAAGCCGUGUGGUGGGCAGGUUACUUGGCUGAGGUAACUUGAAAUACAAAAGAAGCAAGUAACCUGCCCUAUAACUGGCCUCAUAUAAACAUGGCUUCAUUACUUAUUAGUGCUCCUAUGAAUCAGUUCUUUUGAGUGAAUAAAAAAUUGUACAAAUUUCUUCUCCGAAGCAUGCAAUACAGAAUAAAAAUUUGUUAUGUCACACCAAAUGUGUUAUAGAUGAACUUCAAAGUAAAAAUAAAUAACAAACUACUUUGGUAGCUGAUUCAAUUGCACUUAAUGUACAUAUGUUGAUUACUGCAAUAGGCAUUAAUUAAUUUAAACAACACUGUACAUUUUCAGAAGAAAACUAUUUUUAGUAGUAACCCUAUACAAGCAUCUACUUACGUCAAUUUUAUUACUUAGAUAAAUACGAAUCUAGUCAAGUCAGGGUGUAUAUUUAUAUUAUAAAAUUAUAGAUAGCGAGUAUUCUCAUAGUCAAAAUAUAGAUUAUUAUCCUAUGAAUAGCGAACAAAAAGGACCAAAGAUAACACUUAGGAAAUGUAUCAAGACUAACACAGUUCUUGAUUAUCAUAAUAAAACAUGAUACACUACAGUAGAACCAUGAUAAUGAAUGAAACAUAUUAUUUCAUUCAUUUUUUUACUUACCUUGGGAUAGCUGAAUAAAAAAAAAUACUACGAAAUAUACAACCUAUUUCCAUUGUCUUUGAUUUGGCAUGUUAUAUGUCAUUAUUUAAAAUGUAAUACAACAACAAAAAGAGCAUUCGACUCACUAUAAAUAAGAUUAUCGCUCUUACUUUAAGCACCGUUCAUUUUUGAUCUUACACAUUUAAUUAUCCUAUAACAGUUAUUUUUCUUCUGCCUCUGGCAUUGACCAAUACUCAAUGGAUAAAAUAGGUUUUACCAGACCUACAUUUUUAAAACUACACAGAAUGAUUGGAAAGUAUAAAUGUUUAAAAAUAAAAUACAUUAUUCUGUAUUUCUAUCUAAUGUUGUACUGAAAAACUUUACAUGCGUGUGAGAUGACAGUAAAAUAAAAUAUAAAUUAUUACUGUAGUUUUAAAAUACUGUUAGUCUCAAACUUUGAAUUUCAUGGGUGAGGAUUCCCUUCAAAUGAUAAGGUUUAAAAUACUUAUUUCAGUUAUAAAAUCCGAUGAAAAUGAAAAGGUUCUUUGAUUUUGUAGUGCAUUAUCUGUAUAUCUGGAUAUAGCAGCAAAAUCAUCCUGCAAAAAUGUUUUUUCAGUUGUAAACAAACAACUACCUACCACACUCUCUUGUUGUUGUAUUGUAAGGAUUAGAAUGAUUUUUUGAAAUUAUUUAUAUAGUUGAAAUACUUGUAACCAUCAACAUUCAAUAGUUUUUAUGCUGUGUCUUGUGGCAAGAUUAGAGUAACAAAUUUUUCAAAAAGAAGAUCUUUGUUAUUCAUAGAGAUAUGACCCGAAAUUGUUAAAAAUAUAAUGAAAAUUCACUACUGGACAUAAUUAUUCAUCCCUAAUAACUCAAAAUGGAUGUAAUUGGAAUAGUCGAGAAAAUAUUAUGAAUACUUUCGAAUAUUGUUCUUAUUGCCAAUUGGUAUAGGCCUAUAAUAAAUUUGCAAAAUAAAGGAUAGCCAAGUAAAAAAUACUAUCCACUUAAAUCUCAAUGUCAAUUCAAAUCAACAAACUGUGUUGAUUUUUGUACCUGGCUGACAAGUAAAUUAAAAAACUUACUAUCCAUAUUUUUUGUAUAGAUAACACUGAACUCUUUUGGUAAAAUAUAUAUUUUGUACAGUAACAUAUUUUUCCUAAUAGAUUUUAUAUUCUUCUAAAUGUGUUCACUCUUGAAUUGAUUGCAAAUUCUAUUAUUUUUAUAAAACAUAUAUCAUGUACGAAACCUGAAGAAUCUAUAUUUUAUGUUGUGUUUCAUACAACCUAGCAAAGCCAUUCCAUCUCGACCACUUUUCAAUGACUGCAAAUGUAAAUAUUACUUCCACAAAGAGAUGUGCAAAAUGGAUUUGUUGCUAAAUUAUGUGAUGACUCUAUGAUACAAAUUAGACUUUAAUAUUGUUGUGAAGUUUAUAGCUAAAAAACCAAAGAUAGAUUAUAAUAAAUUUACAAUCAGUUA